GGAGUUCAGUUUCCUGCUGAAGGAGCGCGUGUGUCCGCUGGUCAUCAAGCUGUUCUCUCCCAACAUCAAGUUCCGUCAGGGCUGCGGGAGCAGCGCCUCGUCCCCGGCGCCUGUGGAGAAACCCUACUUCCCCAUCUGCAUGAGACUGCUGCGGGUCGUCUCGGUCCUCAUCAAACACUUCUACAGCCUCCUGGUAACGGAGUGUGAGAUCUUCCUGUCUCUGCUGGUGAAGUUCUUGGAUGGAGAGAAGCCGCAGUGGCUGAGAGCCGUGGCGGUGGAGUCUGUGCACAGACUGUGUGUUCAGCCACAUUUACUGCGGUCUUUCUGUCAGUCGUACGACAUGAAGCAGCACUCCACCAAAGUCUUCAGAGACAUCGUCAACGCUCUGGGCUCCUUCAUCCAGUCCCUCUUCAUCCUCCCCAGCGCAGGAAACACCUCCUCCACCAGCACGCCUGCAGGUGGCUCGGUGUCGGCUUCACAGGGGUCCGCUCAGGGAGGUCCGGGUGCGGCAGGAGCAGGGGGGGGUCUGAUCACACAGGCCGCUUUUGAGUACCGGGGCACCUGGAUCCCCCUCAUGAACGUCAGCGUCCAGGGCAGUGCCAAAGCCACCUAUCUGGAGAUGCUGGAUAAAGUGGAGCCGCCCUCCAUCCCUGAAGGUUACGCCAUGUCUGUGGCCUUCAGCGCCCUGUUGGAUCUGGUGAGGGGAAUCACUUCUUUGAUCGAGAGAGAGCUCUCCAAACAGGAACAGGAAGCUGCUAUGAGGGAGGAGGCGGAGCCUGUCAGUCCUCCACAGAGAGCCCGCUGCCCUCAGGAUCCCAUGGCUCAUGAGGUUUGGGAGGAGAUGGUGAACGCCUGCUGGUGCGGCCUGUUGGCGGCCCUUUCACUCCUGCUGGACGCCAGUACGGACGAGGCGGCCACAGAAAACAUCCUAAAAGCGGAGCUGUCCAUGGCGUCUCUGUGUGGUCGUCUGGGUUUGGUGACGCCGCGUGACGCUUUUAUUACGGCCAUCUGUAAAGCGUCUCUGCCUCCUCACUACGCCCUCACCAUCCUGAGCAGCAACACUGCCAACCUCUCCAAUAAAGAUCGUUUUGAUGAACCGAGAUCUUUUAGUUUAUGUAUUUCAGUGUACUCUAUCCAGGGUCAGAGUGUGCAGAUGGUCAGUCCGUCCAGUGAAUCUCACCAGCAGGUGGUAGCAGUGGGUCAGCCGCUCACCGCACAGCCGCAGGGCACCGUCAUGCUGACAGCGAAGAACAUUCAGUGCAUGCGGACGCUGCUGAAUUUGGCUCAUUGUCACGGUGGUUAUCUGGGAACCUCAUGGCAGCUGGUUUUAGCCACACUACAGCAUCUGGUGUGGAUUCUGGGUCUGAAACCGUCUGUCGGUGGCGUUCUGAAACCCGGGCGAGCUGUGGAGGGUCCGAGCACGGUUUUGACCACAGCGGUGAUGACCGAUUUACCCGUCAUAUCAAACAUCCUGUCCAGACUCUUUGAAAGCUCACAAUACCUGGACGAUGUCUCUCUGCAUCACCUGAUAAACGCUCUGUGCUCGUUAUCCAUGGAGGCCAUGGAGAUGGCUUACGGAAACAACAAGGAGCCAUCUCUGUUUGCGGUGGCCAAGCUGUUAGAGACCGGACUGGUUAAUAUGGACCGGAUCGAGAUUCUCUGGAGGCCGCUGACGGCUCAUUUACUGGAGAAGGUCUGUCAGCAUCCUAAUGCUCGAAUGAGGGAGUGGGGCGCAGAGGCCAUCACCUCGCUGAUCAAAGCUGGACUCUCCUUCAAACACGAUCCCCCGCUGUCCCAAAACCAGAGGUUGCAGCUGUUGCUUCUGAACCCUCUGAAGGAGCUCUCCAAUGUCCUUCACGCCGAUAUCCGACAGAAACAGCUGGAGUGUGUCCUACAGAUCCUACAGAACCAGGGAGACACUCUCGGACCGGGAUGGCCUCUGGUGCUGGGGGUCAUUGGAGCAAUCCGCAAUGACCAGGGUGAAUCCCUCAUACGAACAGCCUUCCAGUGCCUGCAGUUGGUGGUGACCGACUUCUUACCCACAAUGCCUUGCAUGUGCCUACAAAUUGUGGUAGAUGUAGCCGGCAGCUUUGGGCUCCAGAACCAGGAGCUAAACAUCAGCCUGACGUCUAUCGGCUUGCUGUGGAACAUCUCAGACUACUUCUUCCAAAGGGGAGAAGCAAUUACAGAGGAGCUGGAGAGGGAGGAAGCGGUUCUCUUGAGACAGGCCCAAGAUAAAGGUGAACCUCUGCACCGACCCUUCCACCCUGCGCCACCCUUUGACUGUCUGUGGUUGUGCCUGUAUGCCAAGCUGGGUGAGUUGUGCGUGGACCCACGGCCGGCUGUGAGGAAAAGCGCCGGCCAGACAAUGUUCUCCACCAUUGCUGCUCACGGAACGCUGCUGCAACCACCGACCUGGAACAUCGUGGUUUGGAAGGUUCUCUUUCAUCUGCUGGAUUGUGUAAGGAAGUCCUCCACCACGGCCGACAAGGAAAAGAUCGAAUCCGGAGGUGGAAACAUCCUCAUCCACCACUCACGCGACACAGCAGAGAAACAGUGGGCGGAAACAUGGGUUCUGACACUUGCGGGCGUAGCUCGGAUCUUCAACACCAGGAGAUACCUGCUUCAGCAGCUGGGUGACUUUUUCAAGGCUUGGGAAGUUCUGUUGGACCAUAUCCAGUCUGCUGCACUCAGCAAGAACAAUGAAGUUUCCCUCGCCGCUCUCAAGAGCUUCCAGGAAAUCCUCCAGCUAGUCACUCCCAUUAAAGACACGGAUAAACUCGACGCUCUCGCAAUGGACGUUCCUCCUGUCCUUAUGGAGUCUCUACAAGUUUCUGGGCCAGGAAGACCCCUAGUCCGAUCCGAUUCCCUUGCCGAACGACUAGCCCAGCGCUACGGUGCCCAGCCUUCACUUCCACCACCUGGAGAGGAGCUGGACGACUCGGCCCUCUGGUGGUCAGCGUGGAACACUUGGUACCGGAUAGGAACCGAGUGCACGCGACCCCCUAGUGGUGGAACAGAUAAACUAGUGUUCGUACCCAGUCAGCCUUUCCUGACGGCGCUAAUACAGAUUUUCCCAGCGUUGUACCAGCACAUCGCAGGAGGGUUCAGCAUGGAGGAUCUCAAGAAGCUGGGGGUGAUUCUGCAUGGAGCCGUGUCGGUACCCAUAAGCUCAGACUCCUCGCCUUUCAUCUUGCCCUCCUACACGGAAGCGGUGCUCACCAGCCUGCAGGAAGCAGUCCUGACUGCCCUUGACGUCCUGCAGAAGGCAAUUUGUGUGGGCUCUGAGAAUCUCCAGGUGAUGUAUCCCGCCAUCUUUGAGCAGCUUCUGCUGUUCGUGGAGUUCUCCUGUAAACCUCCUCAGUAUGGAAAGAUGGAGACCAAACACGUGGCCAAUGCUAAAUACAACCAGAUCCAACUGUUUGCACCGGCGGAGUGGGUGGCCUUAAACUACGUGCCGUUUGCGGAGCAGUCUUUGGAGGUGGUGGUUGAUCUAUAUCAUAAAACGGCCUGUCACAAAGCUGUCAUCAACGAGAAAGUCCUACAAAACAUCAUCAAGACUCUGAGGAUUCCUCUGGGCCUGAAGUACGCCUGUCCUGCUGAGAGCACCUGGAAACUGGCCGUCUCCUCUCUGCUCAAAGUGCUUUCCAUUGGACUCCCUGUUGCCCGGCAACAAGCAUCCUCAGGCAAAUUUGACACGAUGUGGCCAGAGCUGGCGAACGCCUUUGAAGACUUCCUGUUUACCAAAAGCACACCUCCAGAUAAUCUCUCCAUACAAGAGUUCCAGAGGAACGAAGCUGUAGAUGUCCAGGUGGUGCAGUUGAUCAGCACAGAGAUUUUACCAUUUGCCAAUUUCAUACCCAAAGAGUUCGUAGGUCGAAUCAUGAGCAUGCUCAAUAAAGGAUCGAUUCACUCCCAGUCAUCAUCGUUCACAGAGGCUGAAAUGGACAUCCGAAUGCGGGAGGAGUUCUCUAAGGUGUGCUUCGAGACUCUCCUGCAGUUCUCCUUCAGUAAUAAGGUGUCGACGCCGCAGGAGGGCUACAUCUCCCGUAUGGCUCUGUCAGUGCUGCUGCAGAGGGCGCAGGACGUGCUCCGACGAUACGUUGAGGACCAGAGACUCAGUGGACGCUGCCCGCUGCCCAGGCAACAAGUGACUGAGAUCAUCUUUGUGUUAAAAGCCAUCAGCACUCUCAUGGAUUCCUUGAAAAAGACUCAACCAGAGAACGUGGACGGGAACGUGUGGGUUCAGGUGAUCGCGCUGUACCCGACGCUGGUGGAGUGCAUCACCUGCUCGUCUCCUGAAGUGAGCUCCGCCCUCAAAGACGCCCUGGGGCCCUUCAAAGACUUCAUGCAACCGCCCGUCUCCAAAGUGCAGAACGGCGAAUCGUGACUGAACGUUUUUAUUCCACCGCAAACAUGAAUGUGACUGUUUCAUACGCGGCGCGCGAGGACGAUUCACCCCAUCGUCAUGGUAACUGUUGAUUGACAGCUCCCAAUCCCAUCGUUCAAAGCUUCUUCUAAUACGAGCUGACGGUAGACUCUGAUUGGCCGACUUUAACGAUGUAUUAACUGCUACAUUAAAUUUGCAGUGUUUGUUGUUUUUAUGGGUUUUUGGUUUUCCCCCCUUUGAAGUUAAUGUACAGUGUUUGGUGAUAGUGUUAAAGAUGUAAUUAAGAAUUACUUAUUUGGAUUAAAAAAUCAAAUCCAAAAAUCAUUUAAAAAGAAAGAUUGAAAAAUCAUAAUAAAUACAUGAAGGAUGGUCUUUUUUUGUGAAUUUUUCUCAACAGCAAUGGGUUUUUAUUAAAGAUCUUACUGUAACAUUCCAUGUCAUCUUCAGUCGCAUUGAGAAGGGUCGGACCCAGUGUGUGUACAAUAAUAAAUGGUACAGUUCUAUGAACAUCAAA
Cyprinus carpio (common carp) is the source of this 4904-nucleotide messenger RNA. Its product is annotated as MON2 homolog, regulator of endosome-to-Golgi trafficking. The record is from RefSeq and is a predicted model, not a curated record. The coding region runs from base 140 to 4390 and encodes 1416 amino acids. The transcript has 31 exons. Lineage: Eukaryota; Metazoa; Chordata; Actinopteri; Cypriniformes; Cyprinidae.